This is a messenger RNA of Myxocyprinus asiaticus (Chinese sucker), 5092 nucleotides long. RefSeq names its product zinc finger protein 239-like. Bases 376 to 1266 code for a protein of 296 amino acids. The transcript is spliced from 2 exons. Gene Ontology annotation, molecular function: RNA polymerase II cis-regulatory region sequence-specific DNA binding; DNA-binding transcription factor activity, RNA polymerase II-specific. Lineage: Eukaryota; Metazoa; Chordata; Actinopteri; Cypriniformes; Catostomidae. Gene Ontology annotation, biological process: regulation of transcription by RNA polymerase II. The record is from RefSeq and is a predicted model, not a curated record.
AUGCUGUUUCCUGUUCCUGUUGCUGCUAGCUUUUCUAGUCUGCUUAUCAUUGCUUAUCUUUCUAUUUUCAGCAUUUAAUAUUUGGUGUCUCCAAUUUUUUUUUGCAUGCAUUUUCUUUCUGCUUUUAUACUUUUUAUCUCAAUAAAACUACAUGCAUUUUACCGUGCACACUCACCUUUACACUUUUAUCGCGAUUAAACUGCAUGUUUUACCGCACACAUUUUUUACAUGGAUCAUUGCAUUAAUCUCAAACCACUGGUGAUCAGAAACCACCACAACAACAACAAUUACCUGAGGGAUUCACAUCGAUCUCAAACCCCCCGCUGAUCAAAAACCACCACCACCACCACAACAACAACAAACAAUUGCGAGCUGAUGGAAGUGAAAGAGGAACAUCAAGAACUGAAUGAAGUGGAAGAGAAAGAUCAUGAUUGCAUUACUGAAGAAAAAUCUUUGAGUUGCUCAAAGACUAAAAAGAAUGGAAAGAGUUUCUCUCAUUCAGAAAUCCUGAAAACACAAGAGAGAAUCCAUACUGGAGAGAAACAUUACAAGUGCUCACACUGUGAAAAGAGUUUCACUCAGUCAGAAAGCUUGAAAACACAUCAGAGAAUCCAUACUGGAGAGAAACCUUACAAGUGCUCACACUGUGAAAAAAGUUUCACUCGAGCAGACAGCUUGAAAUCACACAAGAGAAUCCAUACUGGAGAGAAACCUUACAAGUGCUCACACUGUGAAAAGAGUUUCACUCGGCCAGACAGCUUGAAAUCACAUGAGAGAAUCCAUACUGGAGAGAAACCUUACAAGUGCUCACACUGUGAAAAGAGUUUCACUCUGUCAGCAAGCCUGAAAACACACAAGAGAAUCCAUACUGGAGAGAAACCAUACAAGUGCUCACACUGUGGAAAGAGUUUCACUCUGUCACAAAACAUGAAAACACACGAGAGAAUCCAUACUGGAGAAAAACCAUACAAGUGCUCACACUGUGGAAAGAGUUUCACUCUGUUACAAAACAUGAAAACGCACGAGAGAAUCCAUACUGGAGAGAAACCAUACAAGUGCUCACACUGUGGAAAGAGUUUCACUCAUUCACACAACAUGAAAACACAUGAAAGAAUCCAUACUGGAGAAAAACCAUACCACUGUUCUAUAUGUGGAAAAAGUUUCAGUGAAGCAAAAACUCUUUGGAAACAUGAAAAAAAGAAUUGCCAAAGUAGUCACAUUAAGAAAAAAAAAACAUCUUCAGGUCCAACGAUGUCAAGUAAAUAGUUUAAAAUUCAGAUAAACCCAAAGAUGGAAUUUCUCCCAAAUGAGCAGCAUCAGAAACAAUUUAUUAUACAGACCACUGGAAUCAAAAUUAACAUGAGAAAUUGGAACAGCCAACAGAUGUAGAAACAAGUACUGUCUUACAGGUAAACGAGCCAAUCACCUUUUUGAUAACAGACAUCGCCUGUCAAUCAACUCGAGAAUGUGUAUUAGUGAUUGGAAGUCAGAUUCUUUUCCUCGACCGGUUCUUUCAUACUUUUCAUUUCAAUAAACGGUAUAAAAAAAAUGAAGAUUCAGCAGUUCUUUUACAUCACAUAAUCAUGUCACUUGUACAUAAUUCUAACAUUCUGGCGUCAUGCCAUACAUGCUCAAAUACAUUCAAAUAAAGCCAUAUGUAAGCGUAUAUUGUGAAUUAUUACAUCUUAAUCAUGUAGUUUAUGUAGUUUACAUAUACUUAGGUUAAAGUCAUUAAAACUAAUUUUUUAACCACUCCACUGAUUUCAUAUUAGCAAACUGUAGUUUUGGCAAGUCUUGUAGGACAUCUACUUUGUGCAUGACACAAGUAAUUUUUCCAACAAUUUUUUACAGACAGAUUGGUUCACUUUUAAUUUAAUUGAAUCACAAUUCAAGUGGGUCAGAAGUUUACAUUCACCAAGUUAACUGUGCCUUUAAGCAGCUUGGAAAAUUCUAGAAAAUGAUAGCAAGUCUUUAGGCAAAUAGCCAAUUAGCUUCUGAUAGGCUAAUUGGAGUCAAUUGGAGGUGUACCUGAGGAUCUAUUUUAAGGCCUACCUUUAAAGUCAGUGCCUCUUUGCUUGACAUCAUCGGAAAAUCAAAAGAAAUCAGACAAGACCUCAGAAAAAAUGUGUGGGACUCCACAAGUCUGGUUCAUCCUUGGGAGCAAUUUCCAAAUGCCUGAAGGUACCACGUUCAUCUAUACAAACAAUAGUACACAAGUAUAAACACCAUGGGACCACGCAGCCAUCAUACCGCUUAGGAAGAUGCAUUCUGUCUCCUAGAGAUGAACGUAGUUUGGUGCGAAAAGUGCAAAUCAAUCCCAGAACAACAGGAAAGGAUCUUGUGGAGAUGCUGGAGGAAACAGGUAGACAAGUAUCUGUAUCCACAGUAAAACGAGUCCUAUAUCGACAUAACCUGAAAGGCUGCUUUGUGGAUAUAUUGAAGCAACAUCUCAAGACAUCAGCCGUGAAAUUAAAGCUUGGUCACAAAUGGGUCUUCCAAAUGGACAAUGACCCCAAGCAUACCUCCAAAGUUGUGGCAAAAUUGCUUAAGGACAACAAAGUCAAGGUAUUGGAGUGGCCAUCACAAAGCCCUGACCUCAAUCUGAUGGAGAAUUUGUGGGCAGAACUGAAAAAGCAUGUGCGAGCAAGGAGGCCUACAAACCUGACUCAGUUACACCAGUUCUGUCUGGAGGAAUGGGCCAAAAUUCCAGCAACUUAUUGUGCAAAGCUUGUGGAAGGCUACCCAAAAUGUCUGACCCAAGUUAAUCAAUUUAAAGGCAAUGAUACCAAAUACUAACAAAUUGUACGUAAACUUCUGACCCACUGGGGAUGUGAUGAAAGAAAUAAAAGCUGAAAGAAAUAAAUCUCUCUACUAUUAUUCUGACAUUUCACAUUCUUAAAAUAAAGUAGUGAUUCUAACUGACCUGAGACAGGGAAUGUUUUCUAUGAUUAAAUGUAAAAGUGAAAAACUGAGUUUAAAUGUAUAUGGAUAAGGUAUAUGUAAACAUCUGACUUCAACUGUAUGUUUAUUGUCAUUUAUCCUGCAUGUCAAAUACGACUGAAAAUGUGUAAAAUCUUGGAUAAGUUUACUAUGAUAAAGUUUUGUACCUAAAGCACCCAAUACAGACACCGAUGUACAAACUAGGGGUGCACUGAUACCACCUUUUCUCUUCUGAUCUCAGUAUCGACCGAUCCCGAUCUGAUACCAGCAUUGUUUUUUUGCAUAAUCAGUUUAGAAUAUCUUUACCUCAGUGUUUUUUUAUUUUUUAUUAUUUUUUUACCAGCUCACUCAUAACUUUGGAUGCCAUUGUGUUUAUGUUGAAUGAUCUUUAACUGACUGAACAACAUAUUCGGAAUUAGUUGUCGGCCUUAAAGUAGGAGCUCCAGGUCACACCUAUGGAUGACGUGGACCAAUGGCAGUAAGCAGUCAGUAAGAAGUUUUCCUUAAAGUUUGCACUGGCAAGCUGUUACCAGCCACCGAAGUGAACGCAAAAGCACAUUAGUUUUGACCAGAUUUAGUUCUAAAUGACGUCACACCCAUUUGUUCCUCAAAUUUGUGUGAAGUGUGCAGGGGCCUUCAGAGUCAUUUAUUUUGGAAUCAAAACACGCUGGUAGCGCAGUUUGUUUUACACAUUAGACUUAGUAAUGGGCAGUGCUACUGCUGAAAUGUAUGUUAUUCCAUCCGUAUCUGUGGGAAACUCACACAGGGAAACCGUUAACGAAGAUCAUACUAUUCCGGUAUUUUGUAAAUAAUUCUCGCCACUCAACCCUACUGUCGAUUGAGCUUAACUUGUUUUGAACCCGGAAUAUUCCUUUAAACCUUAAACCAAGUGCACAGUAAGCAAAUUACAGUGGGCAUACGCUUAAUGAAUGAAGUCACAAUCCCAAACUUCAUAAACUUGCGCACAUAGCGACGGAAAUGUUGAUAACGUGUAAGAAUGGCUCACUCCCAUUAUUGCACUGAUUGGCACAAAUGGUGAAAAAUAAGAAGAAAAAAUUAAAAUUAUGUUCAGACAGCAGGUAAGGAGAUGUGGGUGAUGUUAUAUAAUUUGAAUUAUUUUUUUGAAUCCUGCUUCCCAGUGCAUUUCUUUCCAGGAAACACUAAAUUUUCCCUUAAGGUUCCCAUUUGGCUAUUUUUAUUGGGGGGGGGGACCAAUUCUUAACGUUCUAGGAAGGCACAUUUUUAUUCACUAGCUUUUGACUGAGAUUGCACUGGUUGUUGCUGAGUCUGUGGAUUGUUAUUGGUUUUUCCUUAAAUGUCCAGGAUUUUGUUCAUUUCUUUAGCUGUUAAAUGUUCUAUAUGAACUAGAUCUGAAGUAAAUGUGAGUGGUGCUUGGCGUGGCAAAACCCAUCAUCACAAUGUCCCACAAAGGGCCUCAGUACACUGCCCGGAGUCAAAAGAUCCCACCCCCAUGGGAUUCUACGAUGUUCUGGUGUUGAUACAUGGAUACUAGGAUGCUCUGGAUGGUCGCUAGGCAGUUGCCAGGGUGAUACUAAAAGUCAAAAUAGUCUAUAACAUUCUGAUCUGGAAAUAUCACUCUGAGCCAUUUUCAAUGGGUCUAUGGGUGCUUCUCAUUUCUUAAGUUGUGCAUCCUUGUUUCCCCGCUCUUUCGUCCUCGAUUCUGUGACCCUGAAACCGUUCAAAGUCUACCAUCGUGAAGGACGUAUCAAUUCCCUUCUGCACCCACAUGUUCAAAUGUUUAAUUUAGGUUAAAAGGGUUUUAAAGUCUUGGAAAAUGAAAUGAUUUUUAAAAGAAUCUAUCUACAGUAUGUCACAGUUGUUUUAGUCAUUAAAAAUCAUACAAAUUAAAGUAUACAGCAUACUGCACCGUUUUGUGAGUGUGGGUCCCAGGUAAACCCAAAAUUUCUUGUUUUGGCCCUGGUCGGGAAAGUUAAGGAACCCCUGCUUUAAUACUUGCAUCUAUUGUCAAAGUUAGAUGUACCCAUAUAGCAUAAAAUAUGAAUGCGUUUGAAUUUAUAUUAGAAAUUAUAUUACUUUGUUGAGCUUUGAUUAUUUCUAGAUCAGCUUGUCUUGCCUGCUGUGUUUAAAUAUUGUCUGAUGUCACUAAUAAAGGCCGUCCUUCAUACUCUGA